This is a messenger RNA of Cutaneotrichosporon oleaginosum, 2863 nucleotides long. The record is from RefSeq and is a predicted model, not a curated record. Lineage: Eukaryota; Fungi; Basidiomycota; Tremellomycetes; Trichosporonales; Trichosporonaceae.
CACUUUUCUGACAUCCCAAUUGACGCUGAGCACCGAUAUCGACCACACCUGCUACACCGGAGGCCCUCACAACCCACGCGAAAUACAACAUGACUUCUCGUCGAAGAGAUGUGAUAGAUCUGACCGAUCUGCUCGACUCUCCAGAGACCGCACCUCGGCCCAGACCUCGAGGCAAUGGUCACGACGGGAUCGACCUGCUCGACUACCCGCCUGCGUCGCAUAGAUCUUCGAAAGUCAACGCCUCGCAACGAUCUCAGCUCAACAUGUACCACGGCUACGCAACGCACUCUGGCCACGGCUCGCCACUCUCCUCCUCCUCGCGCCCGAACAUGCGCCUCUCGGAUUCACCCCUUCCUUCAUCACAACAAGCCUCUCAAUCGUCCCAGUCAUCACGAUCCUCCUUUUCUCACUCACACUACGCUCAACAGGACUCUGACAAGACCUUUGGCUCCAGUAUCCUACAGACCAAGCCCAAGAAGCCGACCACCGCCUCCUCCGCAUCCAGACGCUCUGCUGGCUCCAGAAUGGCGGACUACAUUCGCCCAAGUCAGGGCGCCUUCCAGAACCACUCCUCCGUUGACAGCCCAUUCAGUCAGCGUGCCCGCGCUCCGGCUCCAGCUCCCGCUCGCCGUGACGAGUAUGGCUACGACGAGCUAGGGUGGCCAAUCUACGCCAUGCCUGAGCAGCCCCAGAUCAAGCCUCUUCCACCCACGCCAGACGAAGAUGACGAUGGGGAGGAGCGUGAGGACUUUGACAUCAACAAUGCCCAGUUGACUGCUGAGGACUAUCAACGUCACCACGAUGCUGAGGAGCAGAUGCGCGAAUUGCUCGCUGGCGCAGUGGGCGACGGAGAGGAAGCCCACGGCGAGGAAGGUGACGACAUUAUCGAAGGCUUCGCCACCAACAUUAAACUCAUGCCGCACCAAGUACGCGGCGUUCGCUGGAUGCGCGAGCGCGAGUCAGGUCGCAAGCGUGGUGGCAUCCUCGCAGACGACAUGGGUCUCGGCAAGACGGUGCAAACACUAGCACGUAUUGUGGAGGGAAGACCCACCGACGGGGAGAAGCGCCUGUACAAAGGUGGUACUUUGAUUGUUUGUCCUCUCGCUGUGAUGGAGCAGUGGGCAACAGAGUGCCGAACCAAGACCAGAAAGGGUCUCCUCAAGGUCACCACCCACCACGGGACAAAGCGCGCUAAGAGCGGCGAUGAACUCGCCAAGUUUGAUGUCGUCAUCACGACAUUCCAGGUCCUUGCGUCCGAGAUGGCAAUGUUGAAGAAGACCAAGUCGAAGAGCGCGGGCAACACCAAGGGUGCAAACUCCAAAUCUGACACGAACUCGGAUUCGGAUAGCGACGUGCCAUUACCAAUCAAGAAGAGCCGCGCAAAGGCAAAGAAUGAGCGAGGCCCUGCGCUCUUCCAGCUGAAGUGGCUCCGCGUAGUCAUCGACGAGGCACAGAACAUUAAGAACCAUCGCACCAAGGCGGCGGAGUCCGCUUGCCUGCUGACAGCCAAGUAUCGCUGGUGUCUCACGGGCACACCCAUCCAGAACAAUGUUGAGGAGCUGUACUCUCUGUUCAAGUUUUUACGUGCCAAGCCGCUGGACAACUGGCAGAUUUUCCGCUCCCGAGUCUCCGCAGAGGUCAAGGACGGACGGUCUGGCAUUGCUAUGAAGCGCUUGCAUGUUAUCCUCAAGGCGAUCAUGCUGCGCCGAACCAAGACGGCCACCAUCGAUGGCAAGCCCAUCCUCAACCUGCCGGAGCGUAACGUUGAGGUGGUGGAGUGCGAAUUCGACUCGGAUGAGAGCGCGUUUUAUGCAGCACUGGAGGCCAAGACAGGCGUGGCUUUUAACAAAUUCGUCGACGCUGGUGCCGUCAUGGGCAACUACACGUCGGUCCUCACUCUUCUGCUUCGCAUGCGGCAAGCUUGCGACCAUCCGUCCCUGGUCACUAAAUCGAUUGGCGAUGACAAGGACGCCCUUGAUAUUGUUCCGGUCAACAAUGGCAGCGACCAUGGCGCUGCAGAGGCUGAUGACCUCGCUGACAUGUUCGCUGGGAUGGGAAUGGGCGGGCAGAAGAAGUGCGAUAUUUGUCUUACUGUCCUCACGAACCCCAUGGCCAAGCAGUGCUCGUCUUGUCAGAAGCUUGCGGCGAAGGCCAACGCGAAGACUGGCCGGCUACCACCGUCCAGCGCCAAGAUUCGUAUGAUUCUUAAACUCUUGGCUGAGAUCGACGAACGAGGCGCAAAGAAGCAAAAGACGAUCGUUUUCUCCCAGUUCACAAGCUUCCUCAACUUGGUGGAGCCAUUCCUCCAGAACGCGGGCAUCGCAUACGUGCGCUAUGACGGAUCAUUGAAGGCAGAAGAUCGCGAGGCUGUGUUGCACACUAUCCGCACCUCGAAGAGCACGCGGGUGAUUCUCAUCUCGUUCAAGGCAGGCUCGACUGGUCUCAAUUUGACAUGCUGCAACAAUGUCAUCCUCGCCGACAUGUGGUGGAAUCCAGCCCUUGAGGACCAGGCGUUUGAUCGCGCCCACCGACUUGGGCAGACGCUGGAUGUGAAUAUUUACAAGCUGACUAUCCCGGAGACAGUUGAGGACCGCAUUCUUGCACUCCAAAACCAGAAGCGUGAGCUUGCCGAGGCCGCACUUUCGGGCACGGGCGUGAAGAAUAUGAAGCUUACGAUGGGCGAUAUCAUGGACCUGUUCAAACGGACAGCACGCGACACUCCUCAUGACGAUAAUAACUCGUGAUGCGCAUGUGGUCAUUUCAUAUAGACUAGUGGAUCAUGGCAUGUUCGGCCGCGCCUGGAAGCGAUGGCAAUGGAAAUGGAAAUGGCAACGGCAAUGGAACGAUGGAAUGGAAGUGGUGC